UGCAUCAGUGACAUGUCAACCAGCCCUUGGGGGCCCAUUGCCAGUGAAUAAAGCAUUUUGUGAACGUUUUCUUCUUUAUUGUCUCUCCCACACUGUCUCACGCUCUGACUGCUUCCAGCUGCUAAACGUGACAAAGAAGGAAAGAGAGCGAGCCCCCUCGUAUAUUCCAAUCGCAUCAUCCUCAUCAUCUUUCAUCAACGUUCAAAUCCCAAACAACGAGUAAGUUCAGAGAGCCCCUUAAUAAAUAGUGGUCAAACAUUUUGGCUCCUCCACAUUUCCACUGUCGUUUGCCGAGUCCUCUCUCAAUUUGGUCUUCUCUGGUUCUCCACUCCUCUUCCUGCCAUAUAAGUCUACAAGUUUUUCUGCUUUCAAAAUCAGAGCUUCUUCCUCGUUCUGAAAUGCAGAGUACCCUUCAGAUUCAGAGACAAGAAAGCUCGCAGAUUGAGAUGAAGUUGUCGAUCAGCGUAGAUAGGAUAGAGCAAAGUAUCAGCUUUGGUCCAAAAAAUGGGGGUUUGCCCAUGUCUCCGAGGACGCGCCCGGCCUGCACAUGCUCAAACCGACCGGGUUCGGCUCGGUGUGCGCGUCACGGAUAUCUAGUGCCGCCGGGGGAGAGGAUGAAGAAGCGUCCAGCCAGCAAAGAGAUCUUGAGGAGGGCUCUGACGCCGCCCCCGCGGCGGUUCGCCUUCAGGUCGUUGAAUUUCCGGCCAACUCCGAGCAGACUCUCUCAGAUGUCCAUGGCUUAACCUUCUUUUUUGUUUUUCUUUUCCAUAACAAAUUUCUAUAUGCAGUGAAAUUAGUCGUGGAUUUAUGUACAAUUUGAGUUUGAGUAUUCACUGAAAUUAAUUAGACGGCUCUCUAUUCUUUCUUACCCUUCUCUCUUAUGAAAGUUAGAAUUUU
This is a messenger RNA of Neltuma alba, 897 nucleotides long. RefSeq lists its product as uncharacterized. The record is from RefSeq and is a predicted model, not a curated record. NCBI's taxonomy places the organism in Eukaryota, Viridiplantae, Streptophyta, Magnoliopsida, Fabales, Fabaceae. The transcript has a single exon. Bases 399 to 743 code for a protein of 114 amino acids.